GCCACUAGCUCCACUAGCUUUAUUUUAAAAGCGAUUUCAUUACUGCUUCUUGUUUAAAUUUCAAAAAUAAAAAUGUCGAAAAAAAUAUGUCCGUAUGCUGAGAAAUGUUACCGAAGGAAUCCAAUUCAUUUCAACGAGUUCUCCCAUCCCCACUUGGAAAGUAUAUACAAACGCGGUUUAGAUUCUGCCACUCAGGAGUAUAUAAUACCCUCUGACUUGUUGGAUAAUGUAGAUGUGAUCCUUCAGCAGUUGAAAUUGAUGGAAAAAAUCUUUCCCAAGGAUGAUUCUUCUCCAAAAAAGGAGCAGGCAAAUCCACAGGGACAGGGCGCAGGUUUCACGAAAAGUGAAAAGCGAGACUCUUCGCCAAAACCAUCAACGUCGAGAGGACACUCUGCACCUGACUCUAAUCUGGCGAAAAAACAAAAGAUAACACGUGAUAUAAAAGACUACAUACCGGUAGUUGUCGAGAAGGGACAAAUGUCUAAAAAGCUUGAAGCUGCUUCUCCAUAUAAUUUUUUCCUUACUGCAAUCACAGAUUCGAAACGAACACAUAGCGAGCCGUUGACUAUCACGUUGCAAGAGAUCCUUGAUGAAAGUCUAGGAGUCAUAGAAUCCUCAGUUCAAAUAAAUUUCAUGGUUGAUAUCGGUUGGCUACUUGGUCAUUACUAUUUUGCAGGCAUCCUAGACACACCAUUGCUGGUUUUGUAUGGAGACGACACUCCGGAAUUACAAACUAUAUCCAAGCACAAACCAAAAGUAACGGCUGUCAAAGUGAAAAUGGCAACUCCUUUCUCCACUUCGCAUACCAAAAUGAUGUUGUUGGGUUAUAAAGAUGGAUCGAUGCGCGUUGUAGUUUCCACAGCCAAUCUUUACGAAGAUGAUUGGCAUAAUCGCACACAAGGUGUUUGGAUCAGUCCUUUGUUGACACCCUUGCCUGAUAGUGCAGACACAGCUGCUGGGGAGAGCCCCACCAUGUUUCGACAAGAUUUGAUGUUAUAUUUGGUGGAAUACAAGUGCGCAGAGUUACAGCCAUGGAUUGCUCGAAUUCGAAAAUCAGAUUUUAGUGCAAUAAAUGUAUUCUUUAUCGGUUCAGUACCUGGAGGACACAGAGAAGGUCCCCGUGGCCAUCCAUGGGGCCAUGCACGUGUGAGUAGCAUUUUACAAAAACAUUGCGCUCCUAUUGAUGACUCAGUUCCCGUGGUGUGCCAAAGUUCCAGCAUAGGAAGCCUCGGUGCUGGCGUACAAGCGUGGAUACAGAAUGAUUUUCUUAAUAGUUUAAGGCGUGACAGCACACCGUUGGGCAUACGUAAAUUUCCUGCAUUUAAAAUGAUUUAUCCAAGCUAUUCGAAUGUGAGCGGCAGUCACGAUGGUAUGCUCGGCGGUGGAUGCUUGCCUUAUAGCAAAAACACAAACGACAAACAACCUUGGCUAACAUCAUAUUUACACCAAUGGACUUCGAAACUUCGACACCGUUCACAGGCAAUGCCGCACAUUAAAUCGUAUACGCGAUUUGAUUUGGAGAAGAAAUCCAUGUAUUGGUUUAUGCUUACUUCAGCGAAUCUCUCAAAAGCUGCUUGGGGUUCGUUCAACAAAAACGCAAAUAUUCAAGCUUGCCUUCGUAUAGCGAACUACGAAGUAGGUGUUCUAUUUUUACCUCGAUUUGUGAUUGGCGAGGAUACAUUUCCCCUAGGCUCUCCCAGAGAUGGCAUUCCCCCCUUUCCCUUGCCUUACGAUGUUCCCUUAACACCAUACAGCCCUGAUGAUAAGCCUUUUUUAAUGGAUUAUCUGCAUAUGUGAUUUUUCUGCUACAGAUGUUUAAUAUGAUAUUGCAUUAAUAAAAGUAUUCCGUAAACAAUUUA
Stomoxys calcitrans (stable fly) is the source of this 1859-nucleotide messenger RNA. It is a transcript of the gene gkt, whose product is annotated as probable tyrosyl-DNA phosphodiesterase. The record is from RefSeq and is a predicted model, not a curated record. Gene Ontology annotation, molecular function: 3'-tyrosyl-DNA phosphodiesterase activity; single-stranded DNA binding; double-stranded DNA binding. The coding region runs from base 73 to 1797 and encodes 574 amino acids. The transcript is spliced from 6 exons. NCBI's taxonomy places the organism in Eukaryota, Metazoa, Arthropoda, Insecta, Diptera, Muscidae. Gene Ontology annotation, cellular component: nucleus. Gene Ontology annotation, biological process: double-strand break repair; single strand break repair.